AACUUGACGUCAUUUCCUCGUGAUCGUGUGUAUGUGGUGUUUCUGCAAUUGAAAAAAAUAUGUCUGCAGGAGGUGGAGGUGCCUUUGGGGCAGGGAUGGCGGGUGCCCCUUUUGAUCCCGUACAAUUCAUCAAGAAACCACAGGUCAUAUUAAGGAUAGCAAGCACGUUAUUUGCAGUCAUAGUUUUUGGGUGUAUACUUGGAGAAGGUUGGCAUGGUAACAAUUGCCAAAUGAACAAUGAUCCCAAUGCUUGUGGAUAUGGGACAGGAAUAGGAAUCAUUGCCUUUCUACUCUGCCUAGGGUUUUUAGUUCUUGAUGCUGCUUUUGAAAAUAUCAGCAGUGUGCAGUAUAGAAAGUAUGUGGUCCUGGCAGACUUAGCAAUAUCAGGACUGUGGACCUUCCUUUGGUUUGUGGGAUUCUGCUACAUGGCUGAUGCUUGGAGAAGAACAGAUGUUCGAGACAUUACAAUUUAUGCACCUAGUGGUUAUGGGCAUGACAAUAUUCGAGCUGCAAUAGCAUUCUCUUUCUUCUCUAUAUUAUCUUGGGGAGGCAUAACUUUCUUUGCUGUUAGGCGGUAUCGUGAAGGAUUUGAAGAUACCUUUGCACAGAGAAGCAGUUAUGAUGACCAAACCCAAUCAUCUCCAUACUCUUCUUUCCCAGGGAGUGAAACGGGGGAUCCGUACCAGCAGCCACCCUUCAGCGGUACUCAGAAAGAGCCUACAGACUUCCAACAACCCACAUACUGAGAAGGGCGGAGAUAACCUAAUAAACAAACAUUUAGACACAAGUAUAAAUGUAUCUAUAUCUGAUGUGUAAGGUAGUGUAGAAGAAUAGUAUGUGAAUAGCAGUAGGUUAUUUAUUGCGGCUUUUCAUAUAGAUAAUUUUCAAAGUCACAGUUCUGUGUAGCACUUCUGACUUAUAAAGAGAAUUUGUUACAAUAUCGGUAUUGUGAAUGUUGCCUGCUAUGUUUUGGUGUUUGAUAUAUCAUGAAUGAAGUGCAAGUUUUUGAUUUUUCUCUUUAUAUACUCUUGUUUUGGUUUUUUUGAUCUCAUAACAAGCUCACUGUCAGUAAUGAUGGCAUGUAGUUUUAAUGUUCAUUUUUAUUUCCAACAUAUCAUAACAUUACAAAUACACAACUACAAAGGUAACAUAUUGAUUGGCUAAUGUGUAACUUACAGUCACUGUAUAUGCCCCAAAAUGGAAGGUCCUUUAAACAAUAUUGCUGUGUACUCAUGCACAUGAAGAACGUGUAAAAUGUUUUUAACUGAUACCAAAUUUAUGGUCCCUACAUGUAUAUAGAAGUCAUGAUUGAUGUUCAGGAAUAGUUAAUUUAUGUUGCUUUAAUUAACUUACAUACACUUUAACAUUCCAUAAUUAUUACUAAGAGUGAUGCAGUUGUGUAAAUAUUACAGGGUACCGGUACAUUAUAAGUGUUUAACAACUUUAUAUGCUAAAUGAUUUUACCAUUAUACACAACAUGUGAAGUGAAUUCUUGAAUGCUAGCUGGCCUCAGGAGUUCCUGGGACAUUGAACAGCUAGUCUAAAUGUACAUUAAGUAGACAGCUUUUGGUUAUAAUUACUGGUAAAAAUAAAAGCUCUACUGGUAAUUAUCUCAAAAAAUCUUCUCUCCUAUCUAAAAAAUUUGAUAAAAUACGUGCUUUAUGAAUACUCUUAACUCGCCAAUCUUUUUUACAUAAGAGGUUCAAGAUUGACACAAACUUUGAAUUGGUUAUGUAAUUUUCAUAAGAAAAUCACGAGGAGACUUGAUGAUGGACAAGUGAAUACAAUUUAGUCUGUUGUGUGAAUGUAUAUAUGGAUGUCACACAUCUUGUUACUGCUAUUUAAUACUUUUUUAUUUAUAUUAACUCGGUAUCAUUCCAAUAGUUUGACCUCUUUCUUUUGCUUGGGUUGUGGUGAUUGAUUUUUUUAAUCAUUGAUUUCUAUGAUAAUACCCGUAUAUAUACAUGCAUUAUGCUGCUUGAAUGACGAAUGGAGGUUUUCAGUAUAUGAAGGAUUUUGUUACGUGUUUUUUUGGGUUUUUUUUUACAACAGCAUUGUGUAUUACAUUGAUGGGUAGGAGUCACUGUGUGAAAUAACAAGUUGUAGGUUAUAUUACUGAAGUUUUACUGUGUAAAUGUUCAUGUUCAUACAAUGUUGUCCUUGUUUAUUCCAUAUCUAAGAGAAAUCCUUGAAAAAUCUGGCAUAAUCAAACUUGCAUGUUUUGAAACUGACAGGCUUAGUUAGCAUAGUCAUGGCCCUUUGAUAAGAAAUUAACUCUCAUAAGGAGAAAUUCCUUGAACUAACCGGCAAUUUCGAUCAAAUUUGACCUGUAUUUUAUGCUGAAAGUGUCACCUAAUUAUGAUGAAGAUUUCACUACAAAAAUUAUUGCCAAUCAGUCCAAUUUUUUAAAUGUGAUUUGUGUAAGGGGUCAGCAAUGUCUGUUCAAUCAACAGUGCUAUCAAAAACUGAUUUUACCUUUUUGCAAUUUUUUGAUUUGUUUAAAAGCCGAACCUGUAUUUAUCCUAUCCGAUAUAGAUAAUUCUGCAUGUAAUAUAUACGGUAAGUAAUGAUUUAGAUACAUACGAUGUUUUUAGCUAGGAUACUUUUCUUUUUUUGGAUUUGUAUCGGAGUUUAAUUAGAAUGUUAAUAGAAAGUACAUUUUGUAAUGUUGGAUAUCUUCCAAAUUUUCAAGGGUUCAGUCAAAUAAUAUGCCUAGCAAUCAUACUGUUGCAUUCAUUGUAGUAAACCAAAAUGUACAGACCAUUGUUUUUAAAAAUACAUGUAUUCUUUUUUAUUUACUUGAUUUUUUUCCUCACUGUUGCUGAGUAAAGUGAUGAAGUUAAAAAAUUAUUCUGUCUGCUUAACAUCUUGAAUGAGAUAAUUUAAAUCAAUGUCAAUUUGUCUACUGGAAACACAGAAAUCUCUAAAAAAAAUUAUUUGUUAUAUUUCUUCACACAUAAUCUAAUUAAUGUGAUGGCAUUGUUGGAUACCUGAUAUUUUGAUUUUUUUUGAUGAUUUUUCACAGACUGUUUUAAAAUAAGCUUUAAAGAAUUAUCCAUAAACAGGUUAAAAAAGAUACUGGCUUUAAUUUUAUAAACGUCUUUUUAUUUGCUUAAAUUGUAUAUUGUAUAAAUAGAAUUAAACCAAUAAUAUUGAACCUGAUUUAAAACUGGGAAAUUCCUUUAUUUGCCAGAAAGUGCAAUCUGCAAUCCAAUUUUUUCCACAUGAAACCCAACUUGUCAAAAUGUCAUAUUCUGUUAUUGCAUAAUAUAUAUAUAUUAUCACUGUAUAAUAUUUUGUGUUAGUUUAUUAAGACUGCAGUAAAACUUAUUGUCAUUGA
This is a messenger RNA of Magallana angulata, 3340 nucleotides long. Its product is annotated as synaptogyrin-2-like. The transcript is spliced from 4 exons. Gene Ontology annotation, cellular component: neuromuscular junction; synaptic vesicle membrane. Lineage: Eukaryota; Metazoa; Mollusca; Bivalvia; Ostreida; Ostreidae. The record is from RefSeq and is a predicted model, not a curated record. Bases 60 to 746 code for a protein of 228 amino acids.